GGUGACUGAAGCUGUUAUGGGCUGUUUGGGCUGUGGCGAUGUCCAACUUCUACCAUGUGCUUUGCAUCUCCCCAUCGGCCAGCGUGGAUGAGAUCCGUCACGCUUUCCGACGAAGGGCCUUGGAGGUCCAUCCAGACAAAGGUGGAAGCAAGGAAUCGUUUCACGAAGUCUAUCAAGCCUUUGAGACAUUGGCACAUACCGAACGGCGCCAAAGUUAUGAUACCUGGCUCCGUGGAGAGCCACAGCGACGCUUCAAAGUGCAGAAACUCGGCAAGAGAAAAGCACCGAAGAGCUCGGACGUGAAGGAAAAGAAGGCGAGACAGACGCCAGCGAAGCCAGCGAAGAGCAAAAGUGCCAAAGCCAGAGCGAAGCCAAAUCCUGGAGCCAUGAGGCAUCCGGCGUGCCGUGUCUCACGGAUCUGGGAGCUUCUGGGACAGCUGUCGCGGGAGAGUCGCCAGCAGGUGAUCCAAGACAUGUUUUCGCAGCAGCAGCGCCUUUUGCUAGAGAAGUGGAUCAUGGAAAACUCUGCUAGGACAUCCUACGAGUCCGCAUCUGGAAUAGCAGUUCAACACACAGAGCAGCAGCACAAGCAGCAGAGGCAGGACAUGCAAGCAGAAGAUCUGGGGAAUUUGGACGGCGUGUUGCCCAACCCCGUGGAUGAUGAUUCCAGUGAUGAAGAUCAGUUUGCCCUGGAAGACCAGCCGGCUCCCACGAAGCGAACAACACGUCGCCAGGGCCGCCAGGGCCCCCAGAAUCGAUGUAUUCAUUCCUUCUGUGGCAAGAAUGGCAUGACCUACUACUAUGCCACUGCCAGCUUUCAAUGCAUCAGGAUGCAAACGACAACCUGUGAUUUGCCCACAGCUUUGGAGUACGUGGUAAUUCUGACAGCUGUCAAGGAGCGAGUACUACGAGGAGUAUCUGGUAAUUUGCAGCAGCGAAUUGAAGUGGCUUUUGAAGAAGUUUGUCGAGAGCAUAGCAAGAGCAGAGAGGAGAUGGGUGUACGCUUUUUCAUCGUCCUAUGGAAUACAUUUUGGUUUGGAAGGAGGCAACUGAUGUCGCCAGCCCUUCGAAAUCUCAGUCACUUGGUUGAAGCUCAUGAUCAGUUGAGCAGCUUGAAUCUCCUCAAUCGAAAAGGCGGCCGCAAUCGUGUCAAUGCCCUCUGUGAGGAGCAAUACAAAGAUGGUGUUGCACUCUGGAAACAAUUCACUGACAUCUUCAGGGACAUGUGCGUGAAAACCAAUCUUGCUCGAGCAGAAACUCUUAUGACCAAACUGCUUCGUGUCCACUCUGAAAAUGCCGAAUACAGAGCGAGGUGUUUUCACGCCUGGGAAAAUUGGCGAAUGAGACAAGAAGAUCAACAUGGCCAGAAGUUGAGAGGCACCCAAGGCACGCGGAAGGAAAUACCACAGCAGAGAAGAGAAAUGAAAGCCAUGGCAAAGGAAGACCUCCGCUGCAAUUCCUAUGCCAAACGCGUGAAGAACCAACAGGAGCGCCAGCGUCGUCGCUUCUCAUGUCUCCGUGGCCUGUUGCAUCAGUGGCAGCGGGCGCUGACGCUGGCGGCGCGGCGCCAACAGCGCGGCAAGCGCGCGGCGGAGCGGCGGCACGCGGAGCUGCGGCGCAGGGAGAAGGAGGAAGAGCAGCGGAAGCGGCGGCAACAGCAAGCCGAACGCAAGAGGCGAUGGCAGGAAAUGCACCGGAAGGAUUUGACCAUGAAUGACAUCCUUUACCAAAAAGGGCCGUGCAGCAAGGGUUUCUCUGAGGUGACCUUGGGAUAA
Molecule: messenger RNA, 1775 nt
Organism: Cladocopium goreaui
Lineage: Eukaryota; Dinophyceae; Suessiales; Symbiodiniaceae
Source: the annotation of a GenBank genome assembly